AGACAGGCAAUUGCUUACUCUUGUCUGCCUCAUAAUUUCGAUUCAGUAGGAUUUUCUUAGAGUUGGAUUCAAUAUUGCGUUUCUAUUGACCCAGGAGAAAAUUUCACCUCUCGUUCAAAGUUAAUUGAAGCUAUUAUGUUUUCGAUCCUUGUUAUUUUUCUGAUACUGUUCCAGAUUCAAGCCAUCGCUUUCAUUACAUACCAAUAAACAGGUCAGAAAAAAACUGCAUUUUGUCGAGUUGAGAUAUGGUUCGCAAUCCCCUUCACUUGAAUCUACCCAGCAAAUACAGCUUGAGUAAUGAAUGGCCCAUGAUGAAAAUUUACGAUCUUCCCGGAUAACCCUUGUUAGUAUUUUUCUGCUUCUAAGUUAACGUCUCAUAAACUUUCUAUAAAAACAGUCAGGUAUUUGAAUUUAUAAUAUUUGCUAUGUCUUCUAAAAAUACAACUGAGCCAUCAACAGAGGCAAAGACUGAAAGAAACACCAAGUUGAAAAUAAUUAGAGUUCCAUCACUAAAAUUAAUGUUGUACCGUCAUGACAUACUUGCUUGGUUAUUGGGAAUGUUAUUUUUAACUUGUAUGAUGGCGGCAAUGAUGGUGGCAGGAAGUAAGGCGGGUUGGAAUGCAACAUCUGGAUACAAACAUUACAAUACUUCAUCAAGUUUACGCCUAAUGCCAGAACCAGAAUAUUGCAACGAAACAAACAUAAAAGGUCGCCAUGGAAACGGUUGUACUGGUAGAUGGUACUAUUGGAAACUUCCGUUAGACAAAAUAACUCCCCUCAGUACAGCUAUCAUAUGGUUGUGUUAUUCUGCUCAUCAAAUUUCAUUAUGGAUUACGAUAUUUCUAGCACAAAGUAAUAAAAUGAAGCAGAAUUGUCGGGAAACGCAAAAGUUUGGAACAAAAUUACACUGGUAUAAUUGGACUGUGUUGAUAAUCAACGCCUUGUUCUUUCUUAUUCAUCUCGGGCAAACACACUGGACUUAUGACGGACUUUCUCAAAACGUAGCAUUGGCAUCUUCGGAAGGUUCCGUGAUUCUUGUGCUUGGUUUAAUUCUUGUUCUGGAAUACAAAGAUCGCGGAUUCAUGUUUUUGUGGCCAACAAAACUUUCUUCUGAUUCGAUUGCAAAGCGAAUACGACUCAAUUACGAACCAAUAAAGAUCGUGCGUAAGUACCACGGAUACUUAAUAUGCUGGGCAACAACAUAUACAUUCUGGUACCAUCCGAUGGAGAACACGUGGGGACAUGUACUUGGCUUCAUUCAUGGAGGAAUGUUGUUUUUGCAGGGAAGUCUUAUAUACACGAGAUUCCAUUUAAAUAGAUAUUGGAGAUUACUCAAUGAAAUAUGGGUGAUAAUCCACGGCUCUUUCAUGGCCUUUCAAACUAGACACGGGGAAGUAGAAGCAAGACAACAAUGGCCCUUAUAUUUUUUAGGUUUUGGACUUAUUCUGUCAUGCACACAGAUUUUCGGACUUACUUUUUGGAGAAAAAUUCAUUUUGCAUUUCGUGCUAUACCACCCCUGUUGUUUUUUGUGAUCUCUCUCAUUCUCUGCGGAACUGAAGUAAUAAGAGGCAAUGCACCAGGAGAGUCAAGUUUUGCAAGAUUGCGAGAAAUAUUUUACAUUCCAUUAGAAAUGUACUUGAUACUAAUUGCAAUAUGGCUACUUAUAUAUUUGAUGCUCAAAUUGGAGAAACAUGUAAUCGAUGAUUCUGAUUCCAGUUAUAACGUUACGGUAAACGGCAUAUCAGAAGAUCGACUAACACCUCAAAUCGUACGAAUGAAAAUUCUACGGAAGAUAUUUGCACGGAUGCACAGGAUAUUGAUGAAGAAGAGCAACACAAUUCUUCAAUUUUGAAGCAAGCUCUUGGGAUCACUGGAUUUUUAUUAAUUCAUGCUAUUAUGAUUGUUUUGUCUUAUUUUAUACAAUGGAUGGAUGUGAACAUGUCAAACUCAAAUAUUAUGUUCAUCAUGGUUGCCAUAUUUACUGUAUGCUGGAGUAUUGCUGCCAUGAUGGCAAGGCUUGCCUUGAAUUCCGUAAAAUAAUUUAACAACAUGUAUUUUAUUAGUUAUUAUUUAAGAAUUUGAUUUGGAAUUGUAUAUUUGAACAUUGAUGAGUAUUCCUAAUAUAUCAACAAGGUCGAACGUUAUCAUGUGGAAAUGAAUCUACUGCUUAGCAGAUUUAAUUAUCAACUGACAGGUAACUAACUUAUCGAGGUCGCGUCAGAUUUCUCGAGUUGAUUAAACUAUAUUAGACCAUAUUCCAAAAGUGCA
Messenger RNA from Styela clava, 2269 nucleotides. Lineage: Eukaryota; Metazoa; Chordata; Ascidiacea; Stolidobranchia; Styelidae. The record is from RefSeq and is a predicted model, not a curated record.